Fusarium fujikuroi IMI 58289 is the source of this 2202-nucleotide messenger RNA. RefSeq lists its product as uncharacterized. Lineage: Eukaryota; Fungi; Ascomycota; Sordariomycetes; Hypocreales; Nectriaceae. The record is from RefSeq and is a predicted model, not a curated record. The coding region runs from base 1 to 2202 and encodes 733 amino acids. The transcript is spliced from 3 exons.
AUGCGCCUGUCUUCAGGCCUCCUUCUGGCCAGCGCCUCUAGUGCGCUUGGCCAAUUCAACCAGUUUACCAGAUUCACAAACACGAGCACCUCUGCUGUCGAGACCUCGACCUCUCCCACUGAGUUCGAGACUUCUUCUGUCCCGUCUACCGCGAGCAUAGAGACCACUUCCACCAGAGUCGAGGCCACCGCUUCGUCCUCAGCUUCUGCCUUUGCACCAAUUGUAUUGAAUCUUAAAGACGCCAUUUUGGGCCCCGGUUCUUCUUUCUACCCACCACCAGACGGCGAUACGAUUCUCAUGUCUCCCGUGGGCAGUGGCUCUAUCCUCAAGCGUCGCGCUGGUACUGUUCCCUUUCCGGUUAUCGCCCCCUUGAAUCUUCCCAACAAUGCAGGUUCCACUUUAAAACAACAAAUCUCUUCAACUCUAGCGUCUGCUUCACGCGCCGGCUUCUACAGCCUCCAGGUCGCUAACGUCUCGUGCGCUGGCGCGAUCGUUUGUCCCAGCGGAUUCAGGAAGCGGGAUGAAAGUAGCCCUUGUGCUUUCCAAGUUAUCUCCAAUGGUGAGGUUAUCCAGAUUCAACCUAUUCCUGAAGGCUUCAGCGGCCGUAUUGAAAUAUCUACCAACCCUUUCGUUCUGCAACUAGAGAAUGAAUUAAAACUCGAACAAUCUUGCGGUGAUGUCAUCGUCCCUGUAGUCCUUGAAGCGGUCACGCUCAAGGAUGCUCAGGGUGCAACUCCAACUCCUAUCCCUACACCCAGUAUUGGUGUUCCUACUGGUAGUGAGACUGAUUCUUCUACCGAAACCAACACGGCAGAGUUUACUACCAACUCCGAAGGCGAGACCAUCCUCCCUACUACCAAAAGUCAAGACUUUACGACCAACUCAAAAGGUGAGACUGUCUUCCCUACCGGGACGGAUAUCGCUACAAACUCAGAGGGUGCCACUACGAACUCGGAGGGUGAGACAGUCUUUCCAACUAGCACUUCUACUAGUACCAUUUCUGCAACCUCAACUUCUACUUCGGUUGCUGGGUUUCCCGGUGAUGUCGGCGGUUUCAGUCUCUUCGGAUGUGCAGCAUCUACCUCAGGCUUCCCUACCUUUACGCUUGCCGAGUCGAGCACGCUGAUGGAUCUCGAUGUAUGUGCUGGCCUUUGUGAGGGACGUGCCUAUUUUGGCGUCCAUGAUACCGCUUGUUACUGCGGUGAUGUGUAUGACUUUGACAGUACUGUGUUUUACAACCUGGACCAAUGCGACAUCGAGUGUCCUGGAGACAAGAUGCAAUUCUGUGGAGGUGAAGUCGAGAACAAGCUUCGAGCCCGCCAGGUCAUCUCUAGCAAUAUCCUCCUUACACUUUACGCCAGGGCCGAGACUGUUGUCUCCCUGACUGAGUCUGUCACCCAAACGGUAACUAAUCAGGAGACUAUUGUUACCACUUUCACCACUGUCGCUAGCGAUGAAAGCAUAGCCACCGAGGUCGUCACUGCCACUCUGGUAUGCGUUGAUGGGAAAUGCCAUUCAAGCGGCUCAAGAAACGUUGCCGUCUACAUUUUUGUCGAGAUCAAUGGCAGUGAGUGUGAUGGCCAGUGGGUUUACAUCUCUGAGCCCUGUCCUGGUGGUCAACAGUAUAUCCCCCAUCUCUGCUCGGACGGAAAAUGCGCCAGCAUCAAGGUUUACAAACCUCAAAAAUGCCCAGAUUGGUAUAACUAUAAGUCUUUCUUUGUUCCAUCAGAUUGCACGACUUGCGCCCAGGGCAAGAUUAGCUAUCAGCCUUGGGACAAGUCUUGGGGCAUGCCUGAUAACUGCAACGACCAAGUUCCUAUCUGCGACACACUCGAAUGUCCUUCUCAGCAGCCGGUUGUUAAACCACACCACGGUAUCAGCUGGAACUCCACUAUUACUCAUGGAGGGUCUGGAGGAGGCUAUAGUCCGAGCCCCAACGGCGGUUCCAGUGGAGGAUCAAGCUCAGGCUCAAACGGGGGGUCAAGCUCGGGCUCCAAUGGAGGUUUAAGUGGGGGUUCUAGUGGAGGCAGCAGCAGUGGUUCAAACGGAGGUUCCAGCUCUGGUUCUCAAGGAGACACAGAGGGUUCUGGAUCUUCUGGUUCUAAGGGCUCUUACCCCAGCACUGUCCCUAUUAUUAGUGGUGCUAUCAAGCAGACAUCUGGUGUACUUUCUCUUCUUGUCGGACUUUUAGCCCUUCUUUAA